This is a messenger RNA of Agrilus planipennis (emerald ash borer), 3038 nucleotides long. RefSeq names its product roquin-1 (gene roq). Gene Ontology annotation, molecular function: metal ion binding. The transcript is spliced from 7 exons. Lineage: Eukaryota; Metazoa; Arthropoda; Insecta; Coleoptera; Buprestidae. Bases 91 to 2856 code for a protein of 921 amino acids. The record is from RefSeq and is a predicted model, not a curated record.
CGUUGACGUAUUCUUUCUGGAAACUGCGAGCAUUUUGUUAUGAUCUGUCAGAGGUGAAUAAUGUGAUGUGUCGUAUCGUGAUUAACAAGAAUGCCAAUUCAGGCUCCACAGUGGACGGAGUUCCUGUCUUGUCCGGUAUGUUACAAUGCCUUCGACGUGUCCGUUCGCAGCCCGAUCAGCUUGGGCUGCGGACACACCAUAUGCAAAGCAUGUCUUUCGAACCUGCACCGUAAACAGUGUCCGUUCGAUCAGACGUCCAUCAGUAUCGACAUCGACAGUUUACCCAUCAACACAGCCCUUCUACAACUGGUCGGUACCACUGGCCGCAACAAUAAUGACGAAACCGCCCCCGCAUCCCCCGUUGAUAACAAGAUCGUACCGAAAGAGUCACUUGUACAUUAUCUGGCCGCAAAAAAAUGUGUCGAGGAGCUGGCCAUGUAUCUCAAACCAUUCUCCAGCGGUAACGCGAAUUCUGGGACGUUAUCGCGACCCAUGCAACGCAAACUAGUGACCCUAAUCAAUUGCCAGCUCGUUGAAGAUGAAGGUCGCACGAGAGCCAUGCGAGCUGCACGAUCUCUCGGUGAACGAACUGUGACAGAACUUAUACUUCAACAUCAGAACCCUCAGCAACUUUCUGCAAACCUAUGGGCAGCAGUUAGGGCAAGAGGGUGCCAGUUUCUUGGUCCUGCGAUGCAAGAGGAGGUUCUCAAACUCGUCCUGUUAGCACUCGAGGACGGUUCGGCCCUAUCCAGAAAAGUUCUAGUAAUGUUCGUCGUCCAAAGACUGGAACCCCAUUUCCCCCAAGCAUCGAAAACUAGUAUUGGUCACGUAGUACAACUUUUAUACCGUGCCUCCUGUUUUAAAGUGUCUAAACGUGAAGGUGACUCUUCCCUAAUGCAGCUCAAAGAAGAAUUCCGUACUUACGAGGCUCUAAGACGAGAACAUGACGCUCAGAUAGUUCAAAUAGCAACUGAGGCUGGUCUUCGUAUAGCACCUGAUCAAUGGUCUGCUUUACUGUAUGGCGACACUGCUCAUAAGUCACAUAUGCAGAGUAUCAUGGACAAAUUACAGACACCGCAGUCUUUUGCCCAAUCAGUGCAAGAACUUGUGAUAGCCCUGCAAAGAACUGGAGAUCCUGGAAAGUUAUCGAAAUUACGACCCCAUUUAGAACUUUUAGCUGCCAUUGAUCCCAGUCCUGAAUCAACUUCGCCUUCCUGGAAAGAAUGCAGUGAAGCUCUUAAUGCCGUAAAGCAAGUCGUAGCCGGUCUGGUGGAGUUCAUCCAUCAGCACGGUAGUCGCAAAUUGCAGGAUCCCACCCACGGUCAGCAUACUAAGUACAAAAUCAGUAUGUGUCGCGAUUUGACCUUACGAGGUAGCUGUCCUCGAGGUUCAAACUGCACUUUCGCUCAUUCUGCUGAAGAACUGGAAAAAUUUCGUGCAAAAAACAGAAAAAUUAUUAAUCGAGCCACGCCAUCUAUUAAGGAUCACCGCAUUGAAACUCAGUCACCUGUUGAUAAAGCAUAUACUCAGUCUGAAGACUUCUAUCACAUCCCGAACACGACUCCCGUUCCUUCAGUUCCAAUUCAGACGGUGGUCCCUAUUGCCAGAAUGAACUACGACGUGCCCUACAGUCCCACGUAUCCUCCCACGUCAAAUUAUGCCGCGCCUCAGCCCAUAUAUCCUCCCAGUCCGGGCACCUUUCCUCCCGAGGUGUUUGGUUCGGCCACUCCUAAUAUGGUCUUUACCAAUGGUGGACAAUUCUACGCCACUCAACCCGAAUAUGGAACGACGCCCAUUAAUCAGUCCGUGGACUAUCCGAGAAGACCUAAUUGGGAACAUAUGAUUAAUAAACAGUCCAAUUUCCAACAAAUUUCUAAAAAUAAAUGCACCACCACCAGUCUGGCUGAGCUUCAUCAACGCAAACAGGAAGUUAUUUCACAACUGGAGAAGGUGUUUGGCAAAAAUGCAGCAACAGCUAUUUCAAACAACGCUAGCACCCUAGCUAGGCAAGAUUCUUUUGAACAUGAUUCCCCAUAUUCCUUCUGGACUGGCCACGUCAAUUCAGGACCUACUUUUGUCCGAUCGGAUUCUAUUUUAAAGGACGACGAGUAUGUACCAUAUGAUGCCCCGUGUAUCAGCAAAUUCGGGCCUAUAUCAAGGAUGCAAAAAGAAAAUAAUAAUUCCAGCCAGAACGUCAUUUCUACCCAGUUUCGAGACAAUGCCAUCACAACAUCUAUGGUGCAUGGUCCAGUUUCAACACCAAGUCCUGUAACGUCUUGGUACUACAGCUCUGGUCAGCCAUACCAUCAAACAACAAUACCUGCGGGUCAUCCCUAUGUGACUUCUUCAGGGGCGGGAUUGGGAGACGGUUAUUACACAAUAGGUUCUCCUCAGCUAAUUCUUCAGCGAAUGCAGGAUCCUUCAAAGGAAUUACUGGCCGAGUCGCAGAGAGUCAAGAUGCAACUGUUGAACUUGGAAAAGCAACUGAACGAUCUCAAACUGGCAACUCAAGGGGUGACUAGCCUGAGUGAGGGGGAAAGACUUACCCAAGAGCUGCAACUCAUUGAGCAAGGGAUACAAGAGAAACAGAAAGAGGCUUGCCUGAAUAAGAUCGUGUCUUCGCUCAAUCAAGCGAUGAAUGGGAUGAACCAUCACCACCAUCAUCAUCAUUACCACCAUCAGAAUGGUAGUUCGACGUUGGGCAUGACAGAAGAGGCGAUGUACGAGGAGGACAUCGCCAAUGACAUGCGCGAACUCGAGCUACGAUGGCAGGAGGAGCUUGAGGAGCAGGAGAAGCGUUGGAGCAGCGAGGACGACUCCACAAACAAUUUUAUUGGAACUCGAAGUCGUCUGUAGCUGAUGCAAAUAGCGAAAAGAGAAAACAUCAUUUUCAUUUUUUAUUGUCCUCCCGACGACGAAUAUUCUCUCAUAAGUGAACGUGAACAAACGAACGUUCUAAUGCGACAGAAAUGAUAAAUAAUAAAAUAAUAUAACAAAAACAAAUGAAAAUAAUCAUACUGUGUGUGAUGGGUGUACCU